Molecule: messenger RNA, 6255 nt
Organism: Oncorhynchus gorbuscha (pink salmon)
Lineage: Eukaryota; Metazoa; Chordata; Actinopteri; Salmoniformes; Salmonidae
Product: contactin-associated protein-like 2
Exons: 27
Coding region: 133-4125 (1330 amino acids)
Source: RefSeq, a predicted model, not a curated record
UAUUCGCGCGUAUAGUCUUCUCAUCGCCAGUCUGUAGCUCUCGAGCGGCAGGAAAGCCGUGUCUCGCACUGAACGGAUAUAUUCCUCCGACACUUUCAUUUAUUCCGUUUUCAGUCUUUUAUCAACGCUAAGAUGCACCGGCGAAGUCCCGGGCUGGUUUUAACACUCCCGUUAACGUCAAUGCUGUGGAUAUUUAACAGUUUCAGCAGCUUGCACGGUGCUCUCCCUUCAGCACUAGAGAAGUGUGAGGUGGCUCUCUCCUCUCCUCUCCCUCACACAGCCUUCACUGCCUCCUCAGUCUUCACCAGUGGAUACGCUCCAGGCUACGCCAAGCUCAACCAGAGAGGAGGUGCAGGGGGCUGGUCUCCCCAGGACAGCGACAGCUACCCGUGGCUCCAGGUGGACCUGGGCAGCCGGAAACAGGUAGUUGCCGUGGCAACGCAGGGCAGGUACAGCAGCUCUGAUUGGACGACGAGGUACAGGCUGCUCUACAGCGACACGGGCAGGAACUGGAAGCCCUAUCAUCAGGAUGGAAACAUAUGGGCGUUCUCAGGCAACUCCAACACAGAGAGCGUGGUAAGACACGACCUGGUGCAAGGCAUUGUGGGCCGGUUGCUGCGUUUUGUACCGCUGGACUGGAGUGGAGAGGGACGCAUCGGCCUCCGCAUAGAGGUCUACGGCUGUUCCUAUUGGGCAGACGUAAUAAACUUUGAUGGACAGGGAGUUAUAUCCUACCGAUUUAAGGUGAAGAAGAUGAAGAUCAUAAAGGAUGUGAUCGCUCUGAAGUUUAAAACGUGGGAUAGUGAAGGAGUCAUUCUACACGGAGAGGGACAGCAAGGAGACUAUAUUACAUUAGAGCUACGCAAGGCCAAACUCCUCCUGCAGAUUAACCUAGGCAGUAACCAGUACGGUUCGAUCCUGGGCCACACCUCUGUGACGUCUGGAAGCCUAUUGGAUGAUCACCACUGGCACUCUGUGAUGAUUGAACGAUACCGACGCAACGUUAACUUCACCCUGGACACACACACACAACACUUCAGGACCAACGGAGAGUUUGACCAUCUGGAUCUAGACUACGAGUUGAGUUUUGGUGGCAUGCCCUACAGUGGUAAGCCAAUGGGAGGGGGGAUGAAGAACUUCCGAGGCUGUAUGGAGAGCAUCAACUACAACGGAGACAACAUCACUGAUCUGGCACGACGCAAGAAGCUAGACACCUCCAGCUUUCGCAAUCUGUCAUUCUCUUGCAUGGAGUCUCACUCCUUCCCAGUUUUCUUCAACGCCACCAGCUUCCUGCAGCUCCCAGGAAGAGCCAAUCAGGAUGUAGUAUCACUUAGAUUCCAGUUCCGCACCUGGAACGCCAACGGACUCCUCCUCUUCAGUAACCUUGACGACGGAACGCUUGAGAUCGCCCUUGACGACGGGAAGAUGGGAGUUCACUUCAACGUGACGCAGACGAAGAACACCAGGAUAGCAAUAUCAUCAGGUUCAGGCCUUAACGACGGCCAGUGGCACGCGGUGCAUCUAGUCGCUAAGGAGAACUCUGUCAUGUUGACGAUCGAUGGAGACGAAGCGUCAGCGGUCCGAACCACAACGCCUAUCAUCAUCAGGACUGGUGGAACAUACCAUCUGGGAGGGUACUUCCUGCCUACCUUAGCACCUCCCACCCAGAAGUCGUUCCAGGGCUGCAUGCAGGCAAUUCUGUUGGAUGAUCAGCUGGCGGAUAUGCAUGCCGUGGAGAAAGGCAUUGUGGGAGUGUUUGAGAACGUCAGCUUGGACAUGUGUGCCAUCAUAGACAGGUGUAUGCCUAACCAUUGUGAGCAUGGAGGCAGGUGUAAACAGACGUGGGAUAAUUUUAGCUGCACCUGCGACAGGACCGGAUACACUGGAGCCACUUGCCACACAUCGUUGUUUGAACAGAGUUGUGAGGCGUAUAAACACCUGGGCAGAUCUUCAGACACAUACUGGAUAGAUCCGGAUGGGAGUGGACCCCUCAGACCCUUCAAAGUCAACUGCAACAUGACAGAAGACAAGGUGUGGACUACAGUGGUCAAUAAUCUACCAGCCCAGACCUCAGUGACCGGGUCUAGCAGAGAGAGACGCACUGUGCUGCAACUCAACUACAGUGCCUCUAUGGAACAGGUCACAGCUAUUACUACCAGUGCUGAACACUGUCAACAACAAGUGUCGUACGCCUGCCGCAUGUCCCGACUGCUCAACACACCCGAGGGAACCCCUUACACAUGGUGGGUGGGUAGGAGCAGUGAGAAACAUCUCUACUGGGGAGGAUCAGGCCCGGGGAUACAGAAGUGUUCCUGUGGUAUCGACAGGAACUGUACUGACCCCAAAUACGACUGUAACUGUGACGCUGACCACAAACAAUGGAGAGAGGACAGUGGCCUGUUAGUGUAUAAGGAUCAUCUGCCAGUCAGUCAGGUUGCCGUGGGUGACACCAACCGGCAGGGUUCAGAGGCCAAGCUCACCAUCGGGCCACUCCGUUGUCAAGGAGACCAUAACUACUGGAACGCGGCGUCGUUCACCACGCCCUCCUCCUACCUGCAUUUCUCCACCUUCCAGGGAGAGACCAGCGCAGACAUCUCCUUCUACUUCAAGACCAGCGCUCCCUACGGGGUGUUCCUGGAAAACCUCGGCAACACUGACUUCAUACGCCUCGAACUCAAAUCUCCUACUGUUGUCUCGUUCUCCUUUGAUGUGGGGAACGGUCCCGUGGAGUUGGCCGUCCAUUCAGCCACACCCCUCAACGAUGACCAAUGGCAUCGUGUGAUGGCAGAGCGGAACGUGAAGGAGGCGGUGCUACAGCUGGAUCUGAACUAUAGGGAAACUCGUCCCGCCCCUCCACAGGGACACACAAGGCUAGAGCUGUUUAGUCAGCUUUAUGUGGGUGCAGCAGGGGGUCAGAGGGGGUUUCUGGGAUGCAUUCGCUCCCUCAGGAUGAAUGGUGUGACCCUUGACCUUGAAGAGAGGGCCAAGGUAACUCCAGGUGUAAAGCCAGGCUGUCAGGGUCAUUGUACCAGUUAUGGGAUGUACUGCAGGAACGGAGGAAAGUGUGUGGAGAAAUAUAAUGGCUACUCCUGUGACUGCACUGCCACGGCAUACGAUGGACCCUUCUGCACCAAAGAUGUGGGGGGCUUCUUUGAGGCGGGCACUCUGGUGAGAUACAACUUCCUGUCAGAGGCAGCGGCAGCCAAUCAGGACGCAAGGUUCCUUGCCCAACCUUUGACUGCACAGGAAGUGAAUCUGACAGGAGAAGCAGUAGCGUUUAGCUUCAGUACGACCAACACACCAGCUAUACUGCUGUACGUCAGCUCCAAGACACAAGACUACCUGGCUCUGGUGCUGCGGCAGAAUGGAACUCUCCAGGUGCGGUACAACCUGGGUGGUCUCAAGGAGCCAUUCACCAUAGACGUGGACCAGCGUAACCUAGCCAACGGACAGCCACACACUAUCAACAUGUCCAGAAUCAACAGGACUAUCACCAUACAGUUGGACCACUACCCCCCUGUCAGCUACUCUCUCCCAGAGGCAUCAGACACACAGCUCAACCUGGUCAAGACAUUGUUCCUGGGGAAGGUAUUUGAGACUGGAGUGAUAGACCCAGUGCUUAUAGAGCGUUAUAACACUCCAGGGUUCGUAGGCUGUCUGUCACGCGUCCAGUUCAACGGAGUCGCACCCCUGAAGACUGCCCUAAGAAACCCUAUAACAGACAGACCAACAGACAGACAGUCUGUGCCAGUGUCCUACCAGGGUAAACUAGUAGAAUCUAACUGCGGAGCAUCACCUCUUACCAUCCCACCAAUGUCUGCUGUCACCGAUCCUUGGCGCCUGGACUCAGGUGCAGAGUUCCCAUUCAACGAGGAGCGAGUGAUCCCAGAUGGAGUCAACAGGAACUCAGCCAUUAUAGGAGGUAUCAUUGCCGUGGUUAUCUUCACCGUCCUGUGCACGCUGGUGUUCCUGAUUCGCUACAUGUUUCGUCACAAGGGCUCAUACCACACCAAUGAAUCGAAAGGGGCGGAACCAGCCAGUGACGAAUCAGCAGACACCACCAUCAUCUGCGCCGAAACCAACCCGGAAACCAUAGAGGAAUCAAAGAAAGAGUGGUUCAUCUAACUGCCAAUUGAAAAACAGAUGAGGAUUGGAGAGUGGGAUGUUCAUCUGUUGACCAAUCACAGGAGAGAUGGAUGGAGAUGUCUACUGAAUGGAGGAGGGAUUGGGAGUGGGUGAAAGAGGGUGUACAGAAAUCCGAUGAACUGCAGAAGAAAGACGAGACAGUUUAUUGGAAGGUUGCGUUGAGAGUUGAGAGACUAAAUCUGUACAUAGUCUUUCUUUGUAUUGUGUUCAGGAGUUUCCACGAGACCUUUGAAUACAGAAUAGUUAUAUAACAGCAGAUCUCGAUCAAAUACAUUCAAACACUAUAGGUUUUUAGAAGUGCACUUGAUUUAGCUUGGAUUUUGCACCUUUAGGACUAUUCUAUUGUCUCCGAUGUACCAGGCAAACUAAAUCAAGCACAGCUCAAGUAUUUGACCUAUGUAUUUGACCUCUGUAUAAUAAUAAUAAUGGAACAUAUGCUAGCAAAGACUUGUUUGUUUUUUCAACUGAGAUCUGAAAGAUUAUGCCAAAUCAUCCGUUUACAAGUUUGGCAAUUCUGUUGGUCAUGUUUACAUGGCCAUGAUCCAUAUACACUCCAACAGUAUUUCUCAAACCACUCCAAGAGGUGUAACCAGAGAAACAUGGAUGCCAAAAGUCCUGCUGUAAAUCUGUGUUAUUUAGAUAUAUAUUGAAUUUCUUUGUUAAUAUAUGUUUAUUCAGAGACAUUGGUACAACGACAUUUACACGACAUUUCAGAUCAUAUUUCUAAGCAUAGCACAUAUCCACAAAUGAAGGAAGUUUACUUUAAUUUAAUUAUGACAUUAGAUUGUAUCCACAAGAAGACCUUCUCAUCGAUGGUUGGAGAGGAAUGUCUCAAUGCAUGAUGGGAAAACAUGGCAGAAGCAUAGCUACACACUGCACGGCAGUUUUCUUUCUGUCCUUCCUCUGAGAACAAGUGAGCUCUUGAACUUUCAGUGUAUUUUCUGUUUCCAAACACUUGUCUUACACUGAAGACGCAAAACAUUAAGAACACCUUCCUAAUACUGGGUUGUACCACCUUUUGCUCUCAGAACAGCCUAAUUUAGUCAGGGCAUACAAGGUGUCCAAAGCAUUCCACAGGAAUGCUGGCCCAUGUUGACUCUAAUGCUUCCCACAGUUGUGUCAAGUUCGCUGGAUGUCCUUUGGGUGGUGGACCAUUCUUGAUACACACAGCAAACUGUUGAGUGUGAAAAACCCAGCAGCGUUGCAGUUCUUGGCACAUUCAAACCAAAGCGCAUGGCACCUACUAACAUACCCUGUUCAAAGGCACUUAAAUAUUUUGUCUUGCCCAUUCACCCUCUGAAUGGCCCAUACACAAUCCAUGUCUCAAUUGUCUCAAGGCUUAAAAAUCCUUCUUUAACCUGUCUCCUCCCCUUCAUCUACACUGAUUGAAGUGGAUUUUACAAGUGACAUCAAUAAGGGAUCAUAGCUUUCAACUAGAUUCACUGGGUCAGUCUGUCAUGGAAAGAGCAGGUGGUCCUAAUGUUUAAUACACCCAGUGUAGCUACUCAUGUCUAUUUCACAAAUUUGACUGAUUGAUCGAUGAGAUCGAUCAUGAUACUUGUAAUGCUGAGAGUUUGUCUCACUGGAUGUUGAGAGUGCUGUAUUUGUGUGUGUAGAUGGGGUCGGUGGCAUACGGGGGGGGUGUAGCCUAUGUUCCGUAGGAAAAGUCUUUGGGGUCAAGGGUGAAGGGUUGAGGCUUGGUUCUACCGUGUUGAAUGGUUUAACCAACUGUGCCUUCAGGAGACUGCCUUUUAGCCUUCCUCUAGGUAACACAACACAGCAACACAACAACAUGGUGUUAGAACCAGACCCAUGGUGUUAGAAACAGACCCAUGGUGUUAGAGACAGACCCAUGGUGUUAGGACCAGACCCAUGGUGUUAGAGACAGACCCAUGGUGUUAGAGACAGACCCGUGGUGUUAGGACCAGACCCAUGGUGUUAGAACCAGACCCGUGGUGUUAGAACCAGACCCAUGGUGUUAGAGACAGACCCAUGGUGUUAGAGACAGACCCAUGGUGUUAGAACCAGACCCAUGGUGUUAGAACCAGACCCAUGGUGUUAGAGACAGACCCAUGGUGUUAGAACCAGACCCCAGACCCAUGGUGUUAG